CUCUAAUUCACUCGUCUCAUUGACUCGGUGUAAUUACGUAAACUCGUUCUCUACACUUUCUACAGGAGUUUAUUUUAUUGUUUUGGGGGCGUACAUGCAAAAAGAAAUGGAUUUAGUGUCGGAUUGCCAGGGAAAGUUGGCAAGUUUCCGAAUCAAAGAGCUUAAGGAUGUUCUCGCCCAGCUCGGUCUUUCAAAGCAGGGGAGGAAGCAGGAUCUUGUGGACAGAAUCUUGUUGGUGCUUUCAGAUGAGGAGGUUUCCACUGCACGUGGUUCAGCUAAGAAAAACAUAAUUGGGAAGAAUGGAGCGGUGAAAAUAAUUGCUGAUGCUUACAGGAAAAUUCAGAACAUGGAAUCGGCUGAUUUGCCAACCAAGGGACAGAUUGCAUUGGAAACCAUCAGUCUGAAGCCUGAAGGAGAAUUUGAAAAUUCUAUCAAUUCGGAUGUGAAGAUUUGCUGCCCCUGUGGAAGUUCAUUGCCUACUGAGUCCAUGAUUCAGUGUGUAGAUCCAAGUUGUCAAGUGCAGCAACAUAUUGGCUGUGUUAUUGUUCCUGAGAGGCCGUUGGAGGGCAGCCCACCAGUUCCUCUAUUCUAUUGUGAAAUGUGCCGAAUCAAACGAGCAGAUCCUUUCUGGGUGACUGUUGUACAUAUUCUAUCUCCUGUGAAGUUAGUUGCUUCAACUAUUCCCACUGAUGAUACAAAUCCACUACAGAAUGUGGAAAAAACAUUUCAGCUGACAAAAGAUGAUAGAGAUUUGCUACAGAAUACUGAAUAUGAUGUUCAGGCUUGGUGCAUACUUCUCAAUGAUAGCGUUUCAUUUAGGAUGCAGUGGCCACUGCAUGUAGAUUUACAGAUUAAUGGUAUGCAAGUUAGAACAGUUAAUAGACAUGGAUCUCAGUUUUUAGGUGCUAAUGGUCGUGAUGACGGUGCAUUUAUCAAAUUAUACAUCGGGGAGGGAAUUAACAAGAUUUCCUUGUCAGGACGUGAUGCUCGUGUUUUCUGCUUUGGCAUCAGGCUUGUAAGGAGGCGUACCGUUCAACAGGUUCUCAACUUGAUACCUGGGGAAGCAGAUGGGGAGGCUUUUGAGGAUGCACUUGCCCGUGUUUGUCGUUGCAUUCGUGGUGGGGAUGCUGGCACAAAUGAAGACAGUGAUAGUGAUGUGGAGCUCAUUGCUGAUUCAAUUACAGUUAGUCUUCGCUGCCCUAUGAGUGGCUCUAGAAUGAAGGUUGCUGGUAGAUUCAAAUCUUGUGCCCACAUGGGCUGCUUUGAUCUUGAAGUUUUUGUGGAGCUAAACCAACGCUCUAGGAAGUGGCAAUGUCCCAUUUGUCUCAAGAACUACUCCUUGGAGGACAUCAUCAUUGACCCUUAUUUCAAUCGCAUCACAACUAUGAUGAGGCACUGUGGAGAAGACAUUAUGGAGAUUAAUGUGAAAGCUGAUGGUUCUUGGAGUGCAAAAACCAGUGGUGCAUAUAGUGAUCUUGCGCAAUGGCAUUUCCCUGACGGUUCCUUUUGCUUUGUUAAUGAUAAAGCUGCAUCAAGUUUUGAAUUCCCAAGGCAGAUUAAGGAGGAAGAUGAUAUAAAAGAACACAGUGGUCUAAAUAUAGGUAUAAGAAAUCAACGUGGGUUUACGGUCAGCGAACAUCAGCAUGUUGUCCUCUCCUCCAGGAAUCGACUAGAGGCAAAUAACGAGAAUAGUGGCCAAAAUGUCAUAACAAUGUCCAGCAGUGCCACCAGUAGAAGUGGUGGAGAUGAUGAAAACCCAAGUAUUAAUCAGGACUCUGGGGGCCUUAUUGGAAUCCGAAUCUCUACCAAUGAUGGAAAUGAGAUCACUUCAAUGUCCCAUUCUGGCCCUACUUUUGGAAUUCAAAAUGGGAGUUCUGCACUAAGGGAGGAUGCAGACAUCAUAGUUCUUAGUGAUUCGGAAGAAGAGAAUAAUCUUGUGCGUUCUCUGUCUGCUCUUCCAAGUGUUCCAGACCCAUAUGUGGAAGAUCCAGCAUUGAAUAUUGGUGUGAGCUCUUGUUUGGGUCUCUUUAAUGUCAGUGAGAGUGGUAAUGGCAGUGAGAUUGGAUUGUCUCCCUGGCCAUAUUCUAUGGGUACUCAAGCAGGCUCUGCUUUCCAACUAUUUGGCACAGAUUCAGAUGUCUCAGAUGCUUUUGUUGAUUUGGAUCGUACUUCAGUUCCUUGUUCAGUGCCUAUGAAUGGUAACAUAGAAGCUUCAAGAUCAACUGUAAAUUCUGGUGGACAUAUCCUAAGUUCUUCUGUUUGCUAUACCAGUAAUGAAAUAGAUGAUGGCAUGGUUGAUAAUCCCAUGGCAUUUAUUAGUGAGGACCCCUCACUGCAAAAUUUCCUUCCGAUACAGUCGGCUGAGAUGUUGGAGCAGUCUAAUGUUGAACACCCCCAUCCUGUAUUGAGUGGUUUUGAGGAUUGGAUUUCUCUUAGGGUUGGAAGCAAAGGUGGAAUUGUUGACACUGAUAUUGGGGCUCAUGCAGUGUCUGCAGCUGCAAAUGGGCUAGGUUUGAGAAAUCCUAAUGGAUCAAACGAAGUUACUACAAAUACAGAUAUGAAUGAUGAAGCUAGGUCUAACAGGACAAAUAGUAGGACAUUGUCAGGUGGCCCUUUCUCCUUUCCUCGCCAGCCACGGUCCGUGAGACAACGGACGGGUGUUUUUCAAUAGAGUCAGACUGAGUAGAUAAGCAGGACCUUGCUUGAAGUUUUAUUAACAGUAUUUGCUUGGGGUGGUGCCAAAUAUGAUGCAUUUUGUUCCAUCUCUUGCUUUAUUACAAAGGAAAAGCAAACAUAAUCCUUCUAAUAUAUUCAACAUCUCUGUGAUGCUCAAAGCUUAGCAGUCUUGAUGGCAAUUGGAUUGAUCUUCUCAUCUGCAUCGUGGCACUGGCAAUUCAGGAAUUGAUCUGUGUAAAGGUUUGGCUUUGUCCAGAUGCAACAAUCCAUAACUGCAAAAUAGGAAAGGAGGCAGAUUGAUUGCAUCCUUCCCAGAGAGUCAAUCUAUGGAUAUUGUGGGAAGCCUUAGCUCUGCUAUUGGGGCUCCUUUUUAUUUGUCCCAUUUGACCUACUAGUCAAAAUGAUCUGGAAAUGUUUUAGCAUACCAAGAUUCUUCCAUAAAUAGGAAAUUCUCAUGUGCUUUAUGUUGGAGGCACCGAACACUGAUCUAACCCCCCAACCGCCUUCUGUCUGUCAUUAGUAAUCUCAGAGGCAUAAUAGCAAAGUUUAAUUGUUCAACGGUAAGGGUUAGAAAUGUGGAACCCUUGCUAUGGUAUAUUGUAUUCUGUAGAACUAUUAUGAGUCAUGAUGGCUGGUUUCUUGCAAGAAGCUUUCACUUAUAUUUAUACUUGUACAGAAAACGCUUGGGUCUACUAAAGUAUUUUUAAUUAAAUUCUGAGUACUGUCCUCUUUGUUAUAAAGAAAAGAAAUAUGGAUGUGUACUUCGUUCUUCAGUGAAUAUUUGGUAGCCAAAAUCAGGGAGAUUGGGAAGAAGAGAUUUAGAACGGAGUGGACUGCAUAAAGACAAUAAUUAGACUGUAAGA
This is a messenger RNA of Juglans regia (Persian walnut), 3539 nucleotides long. Its product is annotated as E3 SUMO-protein ligase SIZ1-like. Gene Ontology annotation, biological process: protein sumoylation. Gene Ontology annotation, molecular function: zinc ion binding; SUMO ligase activity. NCBI's taxonomy places the organism in Eukaryota, Viridiplantae, Streptophyta, Magnoliopsida, Fagales, Juglandaceae. Bases 95 to 2671 code for a protein of 858 amino acids. The record is from RefSeq and is a predicted model, not a curated record. The transcript has 18 exons.